Molecule: messenger RNA, 618 nt
Organism: Lathyrus sativus (Indian pea)
Lineage: Eukaryota; Viridiplantae; Streptophyta; Magnoliopsida; Fabales; Fabaceae
Source: the annotation of a GenBank genome assembly
AUGGCUCUUAUUCUGUCUCACCAGUCCCACCCUUUCAAUAAAUACCUCGUUCCUUCCUUCUUAUUUUACAUAGUUUCUAUGACUAUGGAUCUUCAUUUGAGUCUAGCUCUCUCAAAUUCUCAUGCUCACAACGCUGCUAGCAAGACUCACUUCCCUAAUAACAAACCUAGUUUUCCUCAACUCUUGGAACAUGCAGCAGAAACAUCUAGUAGCACCAACGGAUCAGAUGUUAUGCUUCCUACUCUUUCUCUCCUCCCAUUAACUCCUGGCCAUUCAGAUCAUCAUGAUCUUCAACACUGCAUUCACACUUCCACUUCCACCAUCACCAAGACUAGUAACGAUGAGGAUGAUGAAGAAGUUCUUGUUGCGUCAAGGAAUUACGUGAAGGUGAAGAUGGAGGGUGUAGGAAUAGCUAGAAAAGUUAAUCUUAGCAGGCAUAAUUCAUUUCACACUCUUAACCAAACUUUGUUGGACAUGUUUGGAAAAAGUGAUGAUGAUCAAAAAUAUGAACUGGUUUAUCAAGACAAAGAAGGUGAUUGGAUUCUUGCUCAAGAUGUUUCAUGGAGGUAUUUCGUAGAGUGUGCCCAACGCCUUAAAUUGCUCAAGAGCAGAGGAUAA